ACUACAUUGUGCAGAGGAGACGGUGACAGUGGAGGUCGUAGAAGUCGGCUCCUGGGGAGUUAUCCUGUAGACAUGGCAGUGAUCACAGAUGAUUCUCCUGCCCACGAGAAAACAACUCUUGUAGACAGCAAUUUGAUUGACUAUGGCACACCUAUCGAGGAGGAGGGAUUUUCCAUAGACAAAACAAGCAAAAAGUUCCAUCAACCUUGCAAGAUUGACCAGGAUGCGGAAGAGAAGUCUCCACCUCCAGAAACUGUCACAGAAUCACCCAUUCCUCUACCGGUUCAAAAAAUGGAGAAGAAGAAAAGGCAGAGGAAACGUAAAAGAAAGAAGAUAAAGGCAGUGGUAGUCAUCAAGGGGCGACGUACUAAACCUGGUACUUUGUCUGGAAAAUACCGCCUAAAGUUGCCUAAAACAUUUACUGGAAAUUGCCUUCCCCUUAUUGCCCUCUGCUUGUUUUGCCAGUGCCAUCUGGUUCACUCUGGAUUCCAGUGUGCAAAUUAUUUUCGAGUAUCAGAUUUUCCGGUAACCCUCAGCAAUAAUGAUCAGAGCUUUUUCUUUGAAGAGCCCACAUUCUGUCCAGAAAGAGUUUUUAUUUUUGGGUCCUGCUUGGCUUGUAUUAGAGGUUCAUCUCUGGAAAUUAAUUGCACCAAUGCUAUGGAUAUUCAGGUCAAAUAUGGGAAAGGAAAUUUGGAUGGCCCCCUCGUCCCAAUUAUUUGUAAAGUGAGUAAAACAUCCGUGGAGGAUGAAGAUGAAGAUGUUGAUGUCGAGAUCUCUGGCAGUGUUCCAGUAACAGAUUUUCCAAUUGUUAUUAAACAAGAUGACCAGAUCAAAACUUUUCAGGAACAUGAAGCUAUAUUUUGCCCACAGAGAGUGGGCAUACUGAAGAGCUGCUCUGCUUGCUUCAAGAACAAGUCAUUGCUGGAAAUUUCCUGCAGAAAAAAGGGGGAUGAAGAAAAUAGACAAUUGUUUGUUGAGCAUGGGAAAGGACAAGGCAUCACUGACUAUGUGGAACUGAAUACUAAAGAGUGUCAAAAAAACAAGACUGGUGUGAGGGAAAGACAAAGUGACCGUUCCGAUGGUAAGACUUCUGCAGAAAAAAGUGCAGCUAGUGAAGGAAUAUCACGGAUAGACGGGGGUCUACUUGUAAUAUGUAUAAUGGCUCUUCCUGCCAUUUUGGGAUUUUUGUGACCCAUGUGGAGGAUUCUCAACAUAUUUUGAAGGGAUCUUUACCAGAUCCACAUUUUGGCUUUGGAGAGCUCUACAAUGUUCUUACUGUACUAAAUUGUCCCUAUGCAAAUCUUAUAUUUUGUUUGAAACCUAAAUUUCUUUUAACUCUCCUCGUUUAGAUUUUGCAAACUAUUCUACUGUAUUGUAUGUUCAUGUUCUCUAUUUAACCCCUUUCUGACAUCUGCCAUAUAUCUUAAAGUUUUUAAAGAUGGCGCCCACUCUGGAGUGGAGUGAGCGCCAUAGCUGCGUACACCCAGAGCUAAUGUCUGCAAUUGGCGGUAAAGCCAUUCGUGGACAUUUACCUGCUCAAGGUAAAGGUAAAAAAAAAAAAAGAACCAUGCAAUUUCGGGGCAGGAACGCCUUCCCCUGGCUGAGAUUGGGUAAGGCGUUCCAUCAUCUCCCCCCCCCCCCCAUUUCACCCUACUUGGAAUUUCCUUUAGCUUCCCACAAUAUCAUAUCUAUUAUUAAAUGGUGGCAUUAGAGAGUACAACUUUUCCUGCAAAAAACAAGCCCCCCUAAGGUGAAUGGCUUUGGGAACCACAUAAAUGUAAAUUCACCAUGUCUGGAAGGGGUUAAAGAGAUAUUCGCUCUGCUGCAGAAGAACAUUGCCUCUGCAUGCUGAAAAACUGGUUUUAGGUUCUUUCUUUUGAACUGUAGGAAUAAUGAAAUUGCUGUCUUCCAUAUGUACAAAUGUCCAAAAACAGGGGUAAAAGAUGUAGGAAUAAGUCAAGUUGUAUAGUUGUCGACAGAAAUGAAGGAAGUUGUUUGAAUAAAGUUGGAAAUUGAAGAAUAAGAGAAGGGCUUGGGUAUUCUGGUUACAAGCAAGCUAGGCAACAGUACUCAAUGUCACACAGCAGUUGCAAAGCAAAUAAGAUUACAGAGUAAAAAGAGAGAUACAAAUGUGUGAUCCCAACAUAAGCACAGGGGGGCCUAGUAGAAAAGAAGGGCUUGGUCUUAGGAGGCCAGAGGCUGUCACCCAGGGCAGAUGGUCCUGGUAUAUGUUUAGGAGCUCAUGCUCUCUUGAUGAGCCUUGGGUUAUCUCUGCAACUUUCCUGGAGAGAGGAUGUUCUGGCCACACAAUAGUAAAGGGAAUGAGACCAGCCAGGAAAAGGCCCCUCUUUUCAAGGGCCCAAUAAAAACUGCAUGAGCUGCUUUCAUGGUAGGUAGGACUUUACUCAUUAUCGGUUAACACUUUCAGUUUGGUCAAAAAGGAGCGAUAUAUCUAUGGAGCAAGUGGUAUCAGAAGUGAAAAACUACCGGUACCUCUGCUCAUCUUGGGGGAAACAAAAUGUCUGAUCCUGGCUACCCCUGACAAGAUCCAUUUAGGACAUUCAAGUAGACACUAGAUUAUUGGCAGAUCCCAUGAAAGUAGAUUAGACUUACACCAUAAAAAUACAGACCUAGACAACUCUGAGGUUUUCGUUGACCUUUUUCAUGUGGUUUGUGGAAAGCCACAUGUGGGACUGUAAAUAUUAACAAAUCUGCUAUUAUAUAUUAGGACUAAUACACAAUCAGCUUCAUGUACUAUCAUUAUCAGAAGAGUAUCUCUGUCUCACUGGAGGACCGAGGAGAGCAUUGAUUUCAAUAGAAACUGUGUAAUACCUAGUUCCCCCUGCAGUGGUGCUGCAGGGAAAUGUAACACUUGCUGCCCAGUUCCUCCACAGAUUACAGUCAAUCACUGGGGUCUCAGAAGUAGGGCAACCUGUGAUUAUCUUAUUUUUUCCAGUGAUCCUUCUAACUAAAAACUUUUAUGGAAAUAAUUAAAGGGGUUUUCUGAGACUUUAAUACGGAUGACAGAUCCUCUGGAUAGGUCAUCAGUAUCUGGUCAGUGGUGGUCCAACCCCAAGACCCCUGCCGAUCAGCUUUUUAAGAAGGCACCGGAGCUUAGAUGCAAUAGUUCCGUUUCCUUCUCUUUUCCUAGGCCAUGUUAACUUAUCACAUUCAUCGGUCACGUGGCCUAGGCGCAGCUCAGCCCCAUAGAAGUCAAUAAGACUGAGCUGCAAUACCAAGUAUGGCCACUAUACAAUGUACAGUGCUUUGCUUGGUGGGCAGAGAGAAGGCUGUAGCGCUCACAGGAACUCUGGUGCCUUCUCAAGCAGCUGAUCAGAUAAAGUUUUAAAAAACUCUUUUAAUUCUUGCACAUGUUUUAUGAAUACAUUCAAAGACACGUGUAGAACCUGGUAUAAGGCCAAUUGUACACUGGUAGAUAGCCUGGCUCUGAUUAACAUGUUUUGGCUGCUGCACGAAUUGUAUGUGUAUUUAAGUUCUCUCGUUGUUUUAAUUAAUCUGUAUUUAAGUCAUUAAGAUUUGGAAGGCCAAGGAUUAGUCUAGUCAAUCUACAAGAAAGUAACAAUCGGGGUAUUUGGACAGUUCCAUUUACAUUUUCUUAUGUUGUGGUAUCUCAGAUUAGUUGGAUGGACCUCUUCGGCCCCUUGGGACAACAAGCAUUGAUCAAAAUACUGUAAUACAACAUUUGUUGGAAUCUAGGGAAGAGAAAGGGAGUUCUUUUCCUCCAAUACAGAUGAUCCAUAAAAUGUGUCAGGUGUUCAGAAUAUGCUCAAGUCAGAAAGAUUUUGCAGUUUGGAGGAAUCAAUUACUGGGAGAGUGUUCUAAGUUGAUGGGAUCCGAUAAGUGGGAAAAACUAGGUUUGAAGACGUUAUACUGAGAAACAAUUCAAGUUCUUUGACCAGUUAAAUAAUAAAAAAAUUUUUUUUUCCAGCAUUUACAGUUAACAUUGACAAGUUCCAACCAAGGGCUUACUUUAAAACCAGCUUUUAUAGAGGUGGUAGUAAUCUUAAAGGGGUUACCCAUAAGCAAUGUUAGAAAACAAAAUCAAGACAUCAUAAAGCUAACAAAGCUAGAACUAGCCCUGUGCCUCACAUGGAUCUAGACAUCCUGAUGGUGGUAGUUGGAGGACAGAACUGAGCAUGUGUGUCCACCUCAGUGAUGUUACUGAGGUGGACGGAGAAAUAAGGAAAAUAAGUAACAGUAGGUAGGGCCAAACAGAUACAUUUUAUGAAAUACAUUUUUAAUAUGUUCAUACAAAGGUAUUCAUAUCCAGGUGCUGGUUUGAAAAGUCCAGUAGAUUUUUUUUAUAGGACAGCACCUUCCAACCAAUCCAAGUUCAAUCCAACCAAAUUGAUUAUAAAAAAAAAAAAAUAAUGUGUUCAAAGUUUUGCAAUCAUGAAGAUACAACAUUAGACAAUCUUUUUAUUCUAUUUUCUCUUCUUCUGCCAUCUGGGGAAUCAGGUUGGGGUGUGGAUGGGGAGAGCUUAUUAAGUAAUCAUGUAUAAUAUAGUGUGUUUUGUUUUACAAUAUAAUUUGAAAAUGAAUAAAAGACAAUAAGAAAACAUUGCAACAAACUGCAGCCUUGUGAGGCACAAUUGACUUUUUAGCUUUUGAUUUUAAACAUUGCUUUCGUUCACUGACAGCAAGCUGAGCUUUCAUUUAUCUGAUAAAAGUUAGCAUUUUAUAUGUAUGAUGAUUUAGUAUAUACCAAAAUAUUGAUUAAAAUUGGAUUUCUAUAUGA
Bufo gargarizans (Asiatic toad) is the source of this 4759-nucleotide messenger RNA. RefSeq lists its product as uncharacterized. The transcript is spliced from 12 exons. NCBI's taxonomy places the organism in Eukaryota, Metazoa, Chordata, Amphibia, Anura, Bufonidae. The record is from RefSeq and is a predicted model, not a curated record. Bases 73 to 1191 code for a protein of 372 amino acids.